CCAGCCUCCAGGCCCAUGUGAAACGGUGGAUGGCCCGCCCUACGCGACCCGGGUUCUGCACCCUGCCGUUUCUUCUCCAUUAUUCCCAGCGGGCGCGCUCGCUCUCUCUUUCUCCCUCCCCUCCUCGUGGCGACGAUUGGGGGCAGUCGCUGCCGCCGUACGCCAGGUGCCCAGAUCUUCUUCAUGCCCUUCUCCAGCGACGAGUAUCAGAAGGGUGGGCGACAACAUCCCAUAUGACAUUGUAGCUUACCUUCAUCUAUUUGUUAGCUGUUUGUGCUUUUAAGGAUGCAUAAGCGUAUGGCGGUUUUGAUGGUAUCCAUUGUUUGAACGAUGGGAGGAUAGAAGACCAUUCUCUGCAUAAAUAGGCUUCAUAAGUAUUAUUGCUUUAUUGCUUUAAUAUUAUCAUAUGAUUGAGUGCACAAUGCCAUCAACCUUACUUGAUGAUCUCCCUAACGAAGUUGCUCUCCAGUGCCUUGCACGGGUACCAUUCUUGUUCCAUCCGACGCUUCAGUUGGUUUGCCGCUCUUGGCGAGCAUCAGUUUGCAGUGGCGAACUUCUCAAAAUUCGUAACCAGAUUGGUACGACAGAAGAGCUCUUGUGUGUGUUGGCGUUUGAACCAGAAAACAUGUGGCAACUUUAUGAUCCCCUACGAGACAAGUGGAUAACUCUUCCUGUCAUGCCAUCUCAGAUUAGGAACAUAGCCCGCUUUGGCGUGGCCUCAGUUGCUGGCAAGCUCUAUGUAAUUGGUGGUGGCAGUGAUCGAGUUGAUCCGCUUACUGGAGAUCACGACAGGAUCUUUGCAAGCAAUGAGGUUUGGUCUUAUGAUCCGCUGCACCGUGUGUGGUCCCAGAGGGCUCCUAUGCUUGUGGCUCGAGCGAUGUUUGCUUGUUGUGCACUGGAUGGGAAAAUAAUCGUUGCAGGAGGCUUCACUAACUGCCGCAAAUCGAUAUCAAAGGCUGAGAUCUAUGACCCUGAAGCUGGCAUAUGGGAGCCUCUUCCUGACCUUCGUCUGGCUCAUAGCUCUGCAUGUACUGGACUUGUCAUCAAGGGUAAGAUGCAUGUAUUGCAUAAAGGUCUAUCGACAGUUCAGAUUCUGGAAGAUGGUGGCAGUCAUUGGGCUGUUGAGGAUUUCUCUUGGUUGCAAGGCCCGAUGGCGAUGGUCGGUGGAGAGCUGUAUGUGCUGAGUAACAGCUGUAUUAUGAAGCAACGUGGUGAGAACUUCCCUGAUAAGAUGGUAUCGUGUGCAUCUGAGUUCCAGAGCAGGAUCGGUUUCGGGAUGAUUGGUGUGGGUGACAACAUAUAUUUGGUUGGAGGAGUGAUUGGACCUGGGCCGAGAAACCAAUGCAUCAAGCUGCUCUCUGAUGUUGAUAUCUUGAACGUCACAAGUGAGAGACCAACCUGGAGACCAGGGUCGCCGAUGACGCAUUGCCGAGGGAGCAUCUGUGGCUGCGCUUUGUUGAGGAUUUAGCGUCUUCCCAGUGUGAUAGUGUGAGUAUUCCACCAUUGCUGAACUGAUCGGUGACGUCCUAAGUUUUAUUUUAUUUUCAAAAGGGUUGUUAUUUACGCUUUCCUUUUGGAUCCUUUGUAGCAUUGAGGGCAUGACUCAAUGUUGGAUUGCCAAUGAGAUAUAUACUAUAUUGACCAUGAACAGUGUUCCAGAACACACUAUAUACUUCAUCAUUUUCAUUUGGCAUUUAAAUAUUUUGGUGGUUUUAAAUGA
This is a messenger RNA of Zea mays, 1720 nucleotides long. RefSeq lists its product as uncharacterized. The transcript is spliced from 3 exons. Gene Ontology annotation, molecular function: protein binding. NCBI's taxonomy places the organism in Eukaryota, Viridiplantae, Streptophyta, Magnoliopsida, Poales, Poaceae. The record is from RefSeq and is a predicted model, not a curated record. The coding region runs from base 407 to 1468 and encodes 353 amino acids.